UUUUAUUAAAAACAUAAUUAAGCCUACAAGGAUUCCAUAAUUUUCAGUACAUUCGUUCGUGUAUUUAUGAUUUAUCUGGUGUCAAUCUCUAAGAAGAUGACAGUAAGAAUAAUUGUUGACAUGUAGAUCAAUGAAAUAGGAGUGUACGUUUAUACGCCUGUGCAAUUAUUUAAGAAAUAUUUGCAAACUCUAAAACUACAAUAAUCCUCUUAUUCAAGAUAUAUUUGAUUGUGAUGUAAUAGGUAAAAAAGUCAGUUCUGCAAGACGUUUCCUUCCACAGUUUAACCUUCUUUUUUUUGAUCUCCCUGGCAUGUUUUCACUAUCUCUCUACUUCCUUUACUGUCUCACUCUCCCGCCUACUCACUAACGUCCUCGCCCUCAGCGUAGCAAGCGCGGGUGGCUUGGAUGCCGGGGCAGAUGAGAAGAAACCGACCAUCUGGGAAACUGAGGGAGACCAGUCAACGUUGACAAAUGGAUGUUAGGGGACGUCGUACUCAUACGUAGUUUCAUGUGGAACGUUUUUAGAGUUAGUCUUGUGAUGGAGUUAAGAGGCAAAUAGAGUAAAUGGCACUGAUCAGUUGAAUUUUAGUAAAUGAAGUAACAAUAAUUUUGUUGAAAAUGCUACGAUACACAUACAUGAAGAGAAAAGUACGAGAAUUGGCAGUAAAAACUUGUUUCAAACUUAAAAUUAUGAACCGUGAUUUGUUGAUAUAAUCGAUGGAAGACAGACAAACAUAGAAAAAUGCAGAAAAGUGGGAAUAGUUGCACUCUUUCUUCGAACUGUGAACUGGAGACUAAGAACAAAAUGCAACUACCGUGUGUCCCGUGUGAUGCAAUGACUUCGGACUCCGCAAAUCCCGCGAAGCACAGGAAUCAGGCAAACGCCCGGGAAAGAGAUCGAACGCACAGUGUUAAUUCAGCAUUCAUGACUCUCCGAAUGCUGAUUCCAACAGAGCCUGCUGAUCGCAAAUUAUCAAAGAUAGAAACACUGCGACUUGCAUCGAGUUACAUAUCUCAUCUUGGCACACAAUUACUAGCUGGACCUGUUGAACAGCCAUGUUUACGAGGCAGCAUUUCAAGUGCCAGUGAAUAUUCUCAAGGAAAUCAUUAUUCAGGAGGUUCACGAACCUCUGUUUGUACAUUCUGUUUAGGAAGUCAAAAGAAAAAGAAAAUACCAAUUGAAGAACUGGCAAUAUCCGGAUUUCACACACAUUCUUCAAUGAAAUAAUGGAAUUGAAUAGAAUUAAAAUGGAAAUAACGGAAUUAAAAUUAUAAUAUUGAAUAUUUGUAAUAUGAUACUCUUAUUUACAGAAUAACAUCGAUUAAUAUAACAAUAAAGCGGACGAGCUUUGUCCAUCAUAUAUGUUA
Molecule: messenger RNA, 1368 nt
Organism: Gryllus bimaculatus (two-spotted cricket)
Lineage: Eukaryota; Metazoa; Arthropoda; Insecta; Orthoptera; Gryllidae
Source: the annotation of a GenBank genome assembly